Molecule: messenger RNA, 1050 nt
Organism: Eufriesea mexicana
Lineage: Eukaryota; Metazoa; Arthropoda; Insecta; Hymenoptera; Apidae
Product: lipase member H
Exons: 7
Coding region: 1-1050 (349 amino acids)
Biological process (GO): lipid catabolic process
Molecular function (GO): serine hydrolase activity; lipase activity
Source: RefSeq, a predicted model, not a curated record
AUGGCGGUCAGUGUCGUGAGAUACCUUGUGUUCGUCUUCCUCGCCGGCCUGCAGCAUCAUCAUGUGAGUGCGGAGACCAAAACGUUCAAGGACCUGUUCAACAGCACGUCCUGCGCCAAACCGCCCUUCGAAUGCCCGCAUCCGCAGAUAGAAUUUUAUUUAUACACUAGGGAAACGCAAAAGAAACCUUUGCGUAUAGACGUUCGAAGGUUCGAAUCGCUUCAUUACUCUAGAUUCAACAAGUCUCAUCCCACUAAGAUCAUUAUUCACGGUUUCGGAGGAGGCAGGGAUUUAAUACCUAGUCCGGAUAUUCGAAAAGCGUAUUUCACGCGAGGCAAUUACAAUAUUAUAAUCGUCGAUUACGGUUCGUUGGUACGCGAGCCCUGUCUGUCGCAAAUACAAUGGGGUCCAGAUUUCUGUUCACGAUGUAUUGCUCAAUUGGUAAGGUACUUGAGGGAUCAUCCUCGGGGAACGAGGGUGGAGAAUAUACACGUGCUGGGGUACAGCGUUGGUGCUCAUAUAGCUGGCCUGAUUGCCAAUUAUUUGCCAGAUGACAGACUUGGAAGGAUUACAGGACUCGAUCCCACGAUAUUUUUCUACAUGAACGGAAACCGGUCAAUGGAUUUAGACGAAACGGAUGCUCACUUCGUCGACGUGAUUCACACUGGUGCCGGGAUUUUGGGCCAGUGGGGACCGACCGGUCAUGUAGAUUUCUACGUGAAUGGCGGCUCCAGUCAACCCGGAUGCGCCACCACUUCCUUGCUCCAGACGCUGUCGUGCGAUCACACAAAAGUGACGCCCUAUUACAUAGAGUCGAUCACCACGAAAGUAGGAUUCUGGGCAGCACCGUGUGGAAAUCUCUUUUCCUACCUGAUCGGCUGGUGCAAACCGGACCUCGAGGAGUAUAUACUCAUGGGAGAAGACACCCCGCAUACAGCACGAGGCAUCUACUAUCUCUCAACAAACGGACACAAACCAUACGCCCGAGGCCUUCCCGUAAGAAGCCAACGAACGACAAAUCGGAACCGAUCGUUCUACCGCCAGUAUUGA